CCAGCAUUCGCCAUGAUGCGGCUGAGACUGUCCCUUCUAGAAAAAACCAAUAUAUUAACGACAUGUCUUCUUCACUCUUGCUAUUACUGUACUAUCUUUCACUGUUUGGCUUCGUCGACUUUCAGCGUAGCCAGUCAUUCAUUUGAACCUGUAUUGCGUGAUUAUUCUCUAAUAAUUUUCUAAUCAUGUUGCUGCUACCUCCUUCUCUUUUGGGAUGCCUUGCUCUUCUUACUGCUUUAUCCACCACAGCUCCAACAUGGCCUGCUGCCAUCGAUGAAUUGGAAGAUGUUAUGUUCCUUAACACUGGUUAUAAAAGUAGAGGAUUCUCGUCACAUAUCACCCCAUGUUCGUUUUCAGAAUUCGGAGCAGGACGUCAAACUGCAGCCGAAUGGCUUCGAAUCGGUUUUCACGAUAUGGCAACGGCAAACGUCUUUUUCGAACCAUAUGGUGGACUCGAUGGAUCUAUUGCAUUCGAAUUGCAACCAAACGGAGAAAAUAUUGGACCAGGUUUUGUCACGUCAUUAAAUACAUACUCCAACCAUUUCAACUCGCGCCUAUCAAUCGCCGACAUGAUAGCUCUCGGGGUUUACGCAUCUGUGCGUGGCUGUGGUGGUCCUGUAGUACCGAUGCGUGGUGGGAGAGUUGAUGUUACAGCCAAAGGGCCAAUUGGUGUACCACAACCCCAGAAUGGCCAAGGAUCUUUCGUCAAUCAGUUCGCUCGGAUGGGCUUUAGUAUUCCAGAUAUGGUUCAGAUGACGGCAUGUGGCCAUGCAAUCGGAGGAGUUCAUGCUGCAAACUUUCCGGAAAUUGUCACAGCUGGGACUGCACCAAAUGAUUACCAAUUAUUUGAUACCACGCUCCAAUUCGAUAACAAGAUUGCUGUACAAUAUGUCAGUGGUCCCAUCUCAGAUCCGCUUACCGUCGGGCCUUCAGUCGGGAACACCAGGAACUCCGACUUUGCUGUGUUUACAGCAGACCGAAAUGUUACCAUCAAAGCCAUGACAGAUGCUCAAGUUUUCAAUAAUGUGUGCUCUGCCAUUCUUGGGCGUAUGAUUGAUACAGUACCACCAACUGUGAUACUAUCAGAUGUCAUCACGCCAUACGAGGUAAAGCCAAGUGGAAUACAACUUACUUUGUUGGCUGAAGGUAAUGAUAUCAGAUUUUCUGGUGAUAUUCGGGUUAGGACUACCACGAGAACUGUCUCAAGUGUUACAAUAACCUACACAGAUAGAAAUGGCGGAAAUGGCGGCACUAUUACUACGACCCUCGGAGGGAGUGCGAACGGGUUUGAUGAUAGAUUUGCCGUAGGUCUAAAGAUGUUGGGACGGUUGAAGAUACUGACACUCUAAUUAGUUUCUUUCUUUCAGCUCGAACAUACCCGCUUCUUCCUCGAUAUCAUCUUUCACUGUGGCUGUAGCAGAAACUGGUGGGCUUACUACAACAUUUUCCAACAAUGGCGGUGGGUUUCCGAUCCAAGAUACGGUGAUAUUCCAAUCAUCCCAAAGUUGCUUCAGCAAUGGGAAUCUUACGGUGGUUGCAGCAGUAAAUUAUCCAAAUCUGAAAGUUCUACAGGAUAAAAUCGUUGACUAUCGCAGGUUCGCAGCACUUCAACUACCCCAGUCAAACUGAUAAUUACUCAAAAAGUACCGAGAGCGUCGGAUAUACCAAUACCUGCUCUGGUAAAUUCGACCGUAGUCAUGACAAAGGGUGCCACGGUUGGGCUUUUUGAUCUUUACAGUGCUAGUGCAACAAUUUCUUCGGCAGCGGGAACAAAGUUUGGCGUUUCAAAUGGGGCCUUUGCAGAUGAUUUCAAAGAUACAAGUGGACUUGGUGCGACGUGUCUUUCCAUAGACGCACCUGUACCAACCAGUACAUCUCCCACAAGCAUCGCAACGCCGAGCAGUAGCCGCUCAAGCAUAAUCGGCACAUCAACAUCUUCAUCAGCAACGCCAGUUCCUACGCUUGCGAGAAAGCCAACUGUUGGAGCAUAUACUUUUCAAGGAUGUUACACCGAAGGAACUGGGGCUCGAGCACUCACAGGAGCUUCAUUCUAUAAUUAUCCAUCGAUGACACUUGAAAGUUGUUCAAACGGUUGUGUCGGGUUUACAUACUUUGGCGUUGAAUAUGGAGGAGAAUGUCUCGUUUUUCCCAACCUUUUUAUCACAACAUCUUACUGACCAGGCUAAUAGGCUAUUGUGGGAACGUUCUUGAUGCUACCUCAACCCUUGCAACUUUAGGCGAUUGUGGAUUUACCUGCCCUGGAAAUCAGUAUGAAUAUUGCGGUAAGAAUUUACAUACUUUUAUCUGAUUCUUGAAGCUAAAUUGAGACAGGAGCUGGAAACAGACUUGAGCUUUACAAACUUACCAGUAUGGUAGCAAGUACGAGUAGCUCUAUAUCAAGUACUAAGUUUAGUUCAACCAGCUUAAGCUCGUCGAUUUCAACCUCGUCUCCAGCUCAAUCAUCUUCGGUAAUUUCUUCGACCAAAAGCUCUUCCACAGUUAGCGGUAGUUCAAGCGGAAUAGCUGUAUCUCCAUCCUCAUCCAAUGCUUCCUCAGUAUCUCGGAGCAUUACCACAUCAACUUCUUCCACCAUUCCAACAACCCCGACCUCAUCCCCAACCCUCCAUAUCGUUCCAUCCGUCGGUCUCUACAAUUACGCAGGCUGUUACACAGAACCCAGCAGCGUUCGAGCGCUCAGCUCAGCCUUCUACCCCACAGAUUCACAAACUGUAGAGCUUUGCGUAGCAGCUUGUUCCAAUACACCUUACAAAUUUGCAGGACUAGAAUACUCCAGAGAAUGCUGGUGUGCAGAUUCUUUUGGACCUGGAUCAACUCUCGUUUCCGAUAAUGAUUGCUCGAUGAGUUGUGCUGGAGAUAAGUUUGAGUACUGUGGUGGAGGGAACCGAUUAAGUGUUUACAUCAGGAAUGGUACGGAUGUGAAAGGCUUGAGCUCAUCAUCGCCAACGUCGAGUUCCUUAGCACUCCCAACCCUACCAUCGUCCUCGUCUCUGAGCCCAGCGGCCUACUCGCAAAUCCCUUCCACACCUUCUUCAUCAGCGCCCACAAAUCCGAUUCAGACAACCCCAGCCAUAAAACCAACGAUCAGCCUACCUACAAGCGACAACACCACUUUCACCUACCUAUCUUGCUACACGGAAGCUCCCUCAACCCGAACGCUCAACCAAGCAGCCUUUUACAAUUACACAUCCAUGACAUUAGAAAUGUGUGCGCAGAAUUGUGGGGGGUUCAAGUAUUGGGGAACGGAGUAUGGCGGAGAGUGUAUGUUUCCCGCCUUCUUUUUCUUCUCCUUUCAAAUGAUAGAUGAUAGAUUGCUAAUAUUUGCUCUUUUGAUAUGCAGGUUAUUGCGGUAACUCUCUUUCGACGGGAAGUUCUACUGUGAGAGAUGAGGAGUGCGGGUUCGUGUGUCCGGGUGAUGGGUUGGAGUUUUGUGGUGCGGGGAAUAGGUUGGGUGUUUAUUCUAGAGUCUAGAUUAUAGAUGGAGGGAUGGUGAGGGUUUAUUGUAGUUAUUCUUCUUACCCAUUUAUUAUUGCGAGGGAAUUAGAAGGGGAGUUGGGUAUUAUAAUUCGUAACUUUGGUUAUUACGAUGUGUAUUCAUUGUCUUUAGACAGAGUAAGUAGAUUAAACAAUAGGUUGCUUCCACAAGGCACAUUACCUCGGAC
Hymenoscyphus albidus is the source of this 3680-nucleotide messenger RNA. Lineage: Eukaryota; Fungi; Ascomycota; Leotiomycetes; Helotiales; Helotiaceae. The record is from the annotation of a GenBank genome assembly.